AAACAAUUUUUUGAUUAGCUUGCUAUAAUAUUUGUAUAAUAUCAGAAAAUAUGGAAUAUCCAUAGAAGUUGUAGCAUUUUUAAAACAACUCAAUUGCCUUUUUUAUUUGUGUAUGUCUUUUAAUAGGUCAAAAGUUUCCUGUUCCCAUUUCAAUUUUUGAGUUUUCAAUUAAUGAAAUGCUCCCAAAAAUAGGUGUAUUAUGUUUCUGUGCAUUAAUUCAUGUUAUCAAUAAAUGCCAGGAUAAUUGAAAGAAUACAGAUCAAUUGCUAUAGAAUGGCUGUAACAGUUCAACAACUUUUGAAUGAUGCUAAGCGUCUUGUUACGCGUCUUCGUGAACAUGACAGUGCAGCUGAUACAUUGAUAUCACAAUCUCAAUCAUUGAAUAAUAAUUUAGAAACAAUGAAACAGUACCAUGAGGAAGUUGAAAAGUUGAAUUCUUUGUCUCAUCAACGACCUCGUUCUGCUUUGAUUUUAAACAUUCAGCAGGAAAAUCGUCACAUAAGAGAAUUGCAACAGGAGAAUAGAGAAUUGCGUAUCAUGCUAGAAGAACAUCAAUCGGCCUUAGAACUUAUAAUGAAUAAGUAUAGACAGCAAGCAAAACGUAUGGCUGAGACUGCUAAAUAUGAAAAAGAGUGGAUACAAAGGGACUACACUCAGGAACUUCGUAAAAGGACUGAUAAAAUAUCUGAGAUGGCAGCUGUUAUGAAAAAAGCUAUCAGUAUUGAUGAUGAAAACCUAUCAAAAGAACAGCAAGUUGUUAGCCGCUUGGUGAAAGAGAAUAGUUUGCUGCGAGAUAUUUUAGAACUUCAGACUACUUUUAGAAGCCAAUCAGCUCAAAGUAGGGUUAAGUUAAAGACUGAUGAAAGUGUACAAACUGACUUAUGAUUGUGCAAUUUAUUAAAUGUAUUCAUUUAUGUGAUUAUGUUUAGUGAUAUAUAGAAUUAUAUUUAAUCGUUGUGAUAAAUGUAUUAUGAAAACCU
Molecule: messenger RNA, 980 nt
Organism: Parasteatoda tepidariorum (common house spider)
Lineage: Eukaryota; Metazoa; Arthropoda; Arachnida; Araneae; Theridiidae
Product: FGFR1 oncogene partner 2 homolog
Source: RefSeq, a predicted model, not a curated record